AUGGCGAAGAAGGACAAAGCUAGGGUUCCCGAUGACGAACAACAAAUCGAUUCUGAACCUAACAACAACCAUCAGACCCUCUACGAGGAAGCUAAAGAGAAGUUUCAGCAAUUGCAAAAAGUAAUCUCAAUUCUUGGGGAUGAAGAGAAACGAUCUCUUUAUGAUCAGACCGGUUGUGUUGAUGAUGCUGACCUUUCUGGUGAUGUUGUUCGGAAUCUUAGUGAGUUUUUCAGAACAAUGUAUAAGAAGGUAACUGAAGCUGAUAUUGAGGAGUUUGAAGCUAACUAUAGGGGAUCUGACUCAGAGAAAAAUGACUUAAUUGAUUUGUACAAGAAGUGCAAGGGUAAUAUGGACAGGCUUUUUUGUUCAAUGCUUUGUUCAGAUCCUAAAUUUGAUUCACAUCGAUUCAAGGAUAUACUUGACGAGGCAAUUGCUGCUGGAGAACUAAAGGACACAAAAGCCUACCAAAAAUGGGCGAAGAAAGUAUCUGAAAUCAAACCACCAACUAGUCCUUUAAAGAGGAGGGCGGAGUCUAGUAAGAAGCCAGAAACAGAUCUUUAUGCAAUGAUAGCACAACGUCAAAAUCAGAGGAAAGAUCGAUUUGAUUCAUUGUUCUCAUCACUGGCUUCAAAAUACGGUGGAGGUGAUAUGCCUGAGCCCUCUGAAGAGGAAUUUGAAGCUGCACAGAGAAAGCUGGAUAGUGGAAGAUCCUCAAAAAAGGCAAAGCAAUCAAAGCGGAAGUAACCAGCAUGUAAUUACGUGUAUAGUUUGUUUUUCUUAACUUAUUUCUGUGUGCAUGAUCUCAACUCCUGUUAGUGUAGUAAUAGUUCUUUUCUGUUGAACUAUUAUGGUGUUGCUUUUAAAUGUGUGUUGAAUUGAAUGGUUAUUUUCAAGUUGAAUGCAAUCAUUUUACUUGUGAGUUAA
Arachis ipaensis is the source of this 924-nucleotide messenger RNA. The record is from RefSeq and is a predicted model, not a curated record. Lineage: Eukaryota; Viridiplantae; Streptophyta; Magnoliopsida; Fabales; Fabaceae.